AGCGUAAACCAUUAUAAAACCAAGGUUGAUGAACAGCCUUAAGUCAAUUUACUGCUAGUAUUAUAAUCUUGAAUCUGACUAACGUAUUCAAUGUCCUGAAGAUUUAAUUCAUGAUUGUUGACUAUACUUUUUUAUAUCAUUUUUAUUAGUGAUUAUGGAUCCUGCUAUAUUUCCUGAAGAGAUUUGGAUAAAAAUUUUAUUACAUUGCGAUGUACCUGAUAUUAUUGCAUUUGGUAAUACCUGUAGUUAUUUAAGAAAAACAUCAAGUAGCGAAUAUUUAUGGAAAGUAAAAUGGCUACAGUUAUUAUCGCAAGUACAGUUUAAAUUUCCUGACAUAAAGCAGUUGCAAUCAUUUUCUGUCAAUUUUAAGGGAAUGUGUUAUAGACUACAUAUGAUAAUUACAUUAGGUGAAAAUGUACGAUUUCCAAAGUGUUGCAAUUGCAAUGGAUAUACGUGUCAAAGAAAUUGCGUGGAAGAGUUAAAUGCUAAAGUUAUAAUCGAAAUAGGAAAUAAAUAUACAUGGGCAAUUACACCAUCUGAUUGUUUAAAGAGGCAUUUUUCUAUGUUUGCCGUCCCAAAAAAUUUUAAUAAGGAAUAUGAGGAGGAGGUACUGAUACCAAAUAUACCAAGCUGUAGUACAUGUCCAAUAAGUAAAGGAAAAUCAUUAGCAAGGAAAUUAAAAUUAUUAGGAUUUCAUGAUACUGAAUUACCUACAACAAGACUAUUUUGUCUAUUUUGUAAUCCAUUUCAAUUAUUUAAAGAAAAGAAAAAAUUAAUUAAACUUCAUAGUUAUCUUUCCUUUACAAAAUCUAAUUCUAUUUAUCAGAAACUUAUAAAUGGUUAUUGUACAGAUACCGUAAAAAUUCUUGGUAUACCAAAUAUUGAAGUUUUUAGUCCAGCCGAAGCUUUAUUAAAUAGUGGAACAUUUUUAAUUCUUAAAAUUUUUCUUGAUCAUUUGUUUCAUCAAAUGGAUUUAAAUGUAACAUUAAAAAAGCCAAAUGCAGUACUCAUGUUUUGCGAGCCAUUGGCUAUACAUCCUGCUUUAAGGAAACAAUUAUUACACUAUUUAUUUCAAGAAGUUAAAGUAACAAGAGUAUGUUUGGUUCCAAAACCUUUAACAGCAUGUGCUAUAUUGGAUAUAGAAACAUGUAUUGUAGUCGAUAGUGGUGCAUUAAACACAACAGUUGCUGUAGUAAUUGGCGGAAGAGUCAUGCCUCAACGUUGGAAACUGUUACCAGUAGGUGGUUGGCAUGUUGCUUAUCACUUGAAACAAGCUAUGCACUGGAAACGUAAAGAAUAUCAUCAAAUUCCAAUAUCUUAUCUUGAUACUCUAGCUGUAAAAGAGAGAUGUAGACUGAGUUAUAAUAUUAAAAAUGAGGAAAGGGAAGGAGUACAGAAAAUAAAAGAACAUAUUAAUCUUAGAAUUGACAGCUGUAAUGAAUUCAAACAAUUUUGGCAUUUAACGUUUGAAGAACAAAAUGAGCCCAUGUAUCAAAGAGUGUCAUUAGGUUCAGAAUUAUAUAUUGCACCUGAGAUGAUGUAUAUUAGUCUUGGAUUACCAGAAGUAAUAAAAGAAGUUACAUCUGGUUUGCCGGAAGAUACAAUGCACGAUUGCCUUUCACACAUUCUACUUACUGGGGGUAAUACAGAUUUAUCUGGUUUCAAAUCGAGACUAACUAAAGAUUUGCGAGAAUUGUUACCUGAAUAUAGUGAAAUUUUGGAAGUAAGAAGUUGUCCUGGUACACAUGGUUGGAAUGUUGCAAUGGGAUCUACACAUGUAUCAUUAGCUACACACCCUGAUAAAACACCACCCGAAUAUAUUGAAGGUAAUCCUUUUUGGUUAUCACGAGAAGAGUACGUAUUGUUUGGAUGUGAUUCAUUAGAAUAAUAAUAUAAAUAAAAUAUUUGCAAUUUCCUUACUUAUUAUAUUAAUGAAAAUUUCUUGCAUUAUUAAUGCAUAUAUCAGAAAAUAAACGUUACCAUCAUCGAGUA
Molecule: messenger RNA, 1992 nt
Organism: Vespa velutina
Lineage: Eukaryota; Metazoa; Arthropoda; Insecta; Hymenoptera; Vespidae
Product: actin-related protein 6-like
Exons: 5
Coding region: 155-1888 (577 amino acids)
Molecular function (GO): protein binding
Source: RefSeq, a predicted model, not a curated record